AUGUGGUGGUAAUGGCAGUUAAAGCAGGAUAGUGUAAUGGAUGAUUUUGGAUUUGUAAUAAUAAAAAUUAUAAUUAACAUUUUAAUACAUUUUUAUUUGAAAUUAGACUGAAAUAUCAUCUAGCUGUCAUGCACAAAUCUAUUCUGAAAAUUUCGUGUCUCUAUUUUAUCUGAUCUCAGAAACAUUGGAUGGACUGAGAAACUGAAUAAAUUCUUGACAUAUGAGUGAAAUGGAUUUAACAAUGGAGCCAUCAGAAGAAUUUUUGUUCAAACAUAAAGGAAUUUAUUUCCAACCAGACCUUGUUACACCUGAAUUCAUAGAUUCACUGGAGGAUUUUGAAAUCAGAGACAGUGAUGUAUUUGUAGUUACUUAUCCAAAAUCAGGGACUGUGUGGACUCAGAAUAUUUUGAGCUUGAUUUAUCAUGAAGGCCAUCGAGAUGGAACAGAAAAUAUGCAAAUAAUAGACAGAGUCCCAUGGCUGGAGUAUAACAUAUAUAAUAUCGAUUAUGUCCAUUGUCCAUCACCUCGUCUCUUUGCUACUCACCUGCCUUACUAUUUAGUUCCAAGAGAUCUGAGGAAUAGGAGAGCAAAAGUUAUUUAUGUAGCCAGAAACCCAAAGGAUGUUGUGGUUUCCUAUUUUCAUUUUUCCAGCCUUUCAGUCCUACUUGAGACAAUACCAGAUUUUAAUAUUUUUCUGGAGAGGUUUUUAGCUGGGAAAGUAUUGGCUGGCUCCUGGUUCGAUCAGAUCAGAGACUGGUACACCCACAGGGAUGACUUCAAUAUUCUCUUCCUCACCUAUGAAGAGAUGAAGAAGGAUCUCAGAGGAGCUGUGCUGAAAAUUUGCAAAUUCUUAGGAAAGCAGCUAAAUGAAAAAGAGCUGGACGCUGUUGUGGAAAAUGCUACAUUUGAUAAAAUGAAAACUGAUCCCAGGGCAAACUAUGAGUUCAUGCUAGGCAAUCUCCUGGAACGAGGCAAAGGACACUUUCUUCGCAAAGGGAUCGUUGGAGACUGGAAGAACACAAUGACUGUGGCACAGAGUGAAAGGUUUGACAAGGUUUUUAAGGAGAAAAUGAAAGACCUGUCUUCCACGUUCACCUGGGAUAUUAAUGACGACAUAUAGGCUCGUUUCCGGUUGGAAAGAGGUGAAAGUGCGCUAAAGAGAAUGAAAAUACAUUUGUUUCCAGUAUUCAUAAAAAUCCAUCAUUCUGUGCACAUUAAAGAUUUUAAACCUGCA
Molecule: messenger RNA, 1234 nt
Organism: Dermochelys coriacea (leatherback sea turtle)
Lineage: Eukaryota; Metazoa; Chordata; Testudines; Dermochelyidae
Product: amine sulfotransferase-like
Exons: 7
Coding region: 221-1120 (299 amino acids)
Biological process (GO): sulfation
Cellular component (GO): cytoplasm
Molecular function (GO): sulfotransferase activity
Source: RefSeq, a predicted model, not a curated record